Laccaria bicolor S238N-H82 is the source of this 657-nucleotide messenger RNA. RefSeq lists its product as uncharacterized. The coding region runs from base 1 to 657 and encodes 218 amino acids. The transcript has a single exon. Lineage: Eukaryota; Fungi; Basidiomycota; Agaricomycetes; Agaricales; Hydnangiaceae. The record is from RefSeq and is a predicted model, not a curated record.
AUGCUUGCAGCAUUGUAUACUCGCUCAGUCAAACAUACGAAUGUUUUCACAUUUCACACAACUUCUAUUGUCGCCAGUCCAAACGUGCUUGUUGUGUCGUCUGGUGGAUCAUAUCUUUGCUCAAUCAAUCAGGUGUCUCAUUCGAACUGUACGCACAAGGCGCAUCGUCUUGGCCAGUCCAAACGUGUCACUCAACAUCAAAUUCUCGAAGGGCAGCAAAUCAUCUUUGAUCUUGAACUUCCAAAAUCUUCUUCUUUUCGUGAACACCUGGAUUCUAUUGCCUUGUACAGAAAUUCUGAUGCCGAUGUACUGGCAAAAUGGCUCUAUGUAUUAUUAUUCGAUAAAGUCACAGUUCGCUGGAGGCUAGCUGUAACAACAGCCUCUGAUGCGUUGCUGGUUUGCCGUCUUGAUGCUCAAUUUCUGGAUGUAGAUAUUGCACGUUUCUUGGCAUUACGUGGGAUUCCAUUCCGCACUUUGCUGACUGAGCUGCUUAUGCCGCGCUCAAUAUUGUACCCCGAUGUUGAGUUAUUUCUUCCACAGCAUCCUGCCGGAUACCACUUUACCAAAUUGGAUUAUGAGGCAUAUCUGCAAUGUCGAUCACGAAUUCUUCGACGUCCCCGCGUACGGGCAGCUAUCCUUCAUGGUGGUUUUUUGUGA